AUGGCCUUAUUCAACAUCGCGCUUUCGUUCUUGGUCUUACAUCCUGGGCUCGUCCAAGGUCAAGAUGAUCUCGGUCUGAGUAAUGGCUACACCACCUUCGCGGCUGUGAGCCUGAAGGGCGAAAUUGUCAAAAGCUCUCAGACACUCGCCUCUUUAAAUUCAACCGGGAACGAGUUCGAUUUUCUUCCAUCCGACCGACUUGGCCAACUGGCCUUCAACGGUGCUCAUCACCUGGGCGAUAUCACACUUCGUUACCGCACGUCAACUGGCGGAGCGUGGACCAGCAUCGACUCUGCGAGCGAACGUAAGCCCGUCACAGCACUGAACCGAACUAGUCAGGGUGUCAUUGCCGCUGCAGAUUUGGCACCCACCCUGCCCAGCAACCUUCCUGUCAAGGUCAUCCGGGAAUGGCUUCAGUAUGACGACGACUUUGCUGUACGAUUCAAUAUCACAAAUGAUGGAAACGAGACCGUAGAGUUGGGAAGUCUCGGUCUGCCAGUCAGCAUCAACAACAUCUUUACUGACAAAUCUGCCGAAGAUACUGCAGCCCAGUGCGCCCUCGCUGACCCUUACAUUGGCCUCGAUGCAGGCUAUGUGCGUGUCUCACAUCUGGAAGGUACCGGUAAUGCUCUAGUCAUCACGCCGAUUGGAGCGACCAAAUUUGAGGCUUGGAGGUUUCUGGAGGAGCCCGAUGGCAAUUUCGGCUAUCAAUCACAGACCUUCGAAGGAAACUACGAGUGGCAGAUCCACACUCUCGCCUAUGCACAGAAUGAGUGGAAUGAUAGCGUACCUUGGAACGAACCUACCUCGAAAACUCUACAAAAUGGAGAGACAUACUCAGUUGGACUCCGUUUCUCAGUUGCAGAGAAGAUCCAGACCAUUGAAGACACUGUUGUCAAAACUGGAUCUCCUCUUGCAGUAGGCAUUCCAGGCUACAUAAUCCCAGCCGACUCCUCAGCUCGCCUGUACCUCACCCAUACCUCACCGGUCAAGAAAAUCGACGCUGAAGGUGCUUUUACUAUUACGAAGCUCUCUUCGUCCGACUCUGCAUACAAGCUUACACCGGUACCUUUAGCAUGGGGACGAGCUCGCGUGACGAUUAAAUACGAGGAUGGCAAGACACAGACAGUUCACUACAAGAUCACCAAAGCAGCGCCGUCCGCACUUGCCGAUAUGGCCCACUUUUUCUCGACUGCAGCUCACUUCAACAACACUUCGGACCCAUUCUUCCGCGCACCAUCAAUCAUGACUUACGACCGUUCAGUUGACAAGAUCGUUGAGCAAGACGAGCGCGUUUGGUUUGCCGGAAUCAGUGAUGAAGCUGGUACUGGAGCAUACCUAGCGACCGCCAUGAAGCAGUCUGCCCAACCUAACGCAGACGAAGUAUCUGUCGUAGAUGAGUUCGUGCAUAAAACUAUGGUGGGCACUCUGCAGCAGAACGAUACCUUCGGUGUCGUCGCUAGCGCGUUCUACUAUGAGCCAGGUGUUGUCAACUACACUUACGACGAUUCAAUCGACUGGAAUACCUGGGCGGCUUGGGAUAAGGCGCGGGCAUAUACCACACGCCGAGCCUACAACUACAUCCACCCGGUGGCCACAUACUGGUCACUUUACCGAACCGCCAGAAACUUUCCUGACACGAAACUUCGAGCUGAGUGGUCGUGGUACCUUGGUCGUGCGUUUAACACCACUCAGUACUGCUUGUCCGACGAAGGUGCAAACUGCGACUACGCUCUUGUUGGACUGAUGGGCGAAUGGGUCCUCGGUGAGCUUCUCAAGGACCUCAAGCGCGAAAGCAUGACCAGGGAAGCCUCCGCUCUCGAAGACUCAAUGCGCUUCCGCGCCAACCACUGGGAGACCCAAGCCAUCCCCUUUGGGAGUGAGAUGGCGUGGGACAGUACCGGCCAGGAAGGUGUCUAUUACUGGACCGACUACUUCAACUUCCCCAACACGCCCGCCAAAGCCAUCAACAGCAUCCUCGCCUACAUGCCGACUGUUGCUCACUGGGGCUGGAACGGCAAUGCGCGCCGCUACUGGGACUUCGUCUACGGCGCUAAGAUCCAACAGAUCGAGCGCCAGAUCCACCACUACGGUUCCGGUCUCAAUUCGCUGCCUAUGCUGCACUCGUAUGAGCAGAAUCCGAAGGAUAACCUUUACGCUCUUCGCAUUGGAUUCGCAGGUAACACCGCACCCAUCACCAACAUCGACAAGGGCGGUUUCGCAUCGGCGGCGUUUCACUCUUUUCCCGAGCUCUUGGAGUGGGAUCCCUACUCUGGCGACUACGGGCAGGGCUUCUUGGGUCUUGCUCUCGGACAAACCGUCUACAUCGUCAAAGAUAGUAAGUUCGGCGUCCAGGCUUUCGGAGGCGACAUUGAUGAGACGACGUCCACUGCUUCAUCGACUGUUGUUGCGCCCAAGGAUGCGGUGAGGAAGCGCGUAUUCGUUGCUGAUUUGGGUCUGAAGGCUGAGAUCAGCGCUGGUGCGAUCACGGAGAUCGUAUACAAUGAGGCUACGCAGAAGCUGGGCCUGAAGAUCGCACCUGCUGUGUCCGAUAAGGCACUGCGGGCUAAGUCUGCGAUUGUCUGGCUGGAGCAACCUGGCUUAAGCACUGUUGGCUUUACCGUUGCGGGCGCCAAGCAAGAGCGUGGUGGCUUUGCAGUCGAUCUCUCAAGUGGUAGCGCAACGGUUGAGAUCAUCAAGUCGUGA
Molecule: messenger RNA, 2706 nt
Organism: Didymella exigua CBS 183.55
Lineage: Eukaryota; Fungi; Ascomycota; Dothideomycetes; Pleosporales; Didymellaceae
Exons: 1
Coding region: 1-2706 (901 amino acids)
Source: RefSeq, a predicted model, not a curated record